Molecule: messenger RNA, 606 nt
Organism: Trichoderma gamsii
Lineage: Eukaryota; Fungi; Ascomycota; Sordariomycetes; Hypocreales; Hypocreaceae
Exons: 1
Coding region: 1-606 (201 amino acids)
Molecular function (GO): nucleic acid binding
Source: RefSeq, a predicted model, not a curated record
AUGUCAGCAGACAAUUCCUCCAAGAAGCGAAAGCAGCAAUCAUCCAGCCAGCCAGCUUCGUCAAAGAAGUCUCGCACCGAAGGCAAUGCCACCCUCAUAGGCCCGCACGAGGGCGUCCUCAAAGAACUUUCCACGAAACACGAGGUCCUCGCCCUCUCGGUCAUAUCGUCUACACAGAUCCGCAAGCGCGUCUCCAGCGCUACUUCUCAUCUUCUCGACAAGGCAUCAGAUUCACGCGCAGUGUUGCUCCAUGCGCGACCCGCGGAUGUGUGCAAGAUGAUUACGGUGGCAGAGCAGUGCAAGAGGACGCUCGGCGAACAGGGGAGGGUCUGGUAUCAAUACAACGAACUAUUCGACCUUCCUGCAAAGGCUAGAAAGAGGAAAUCCGCUUCCCAAAAGGCAGAUUUGGAAGAGGUGGACGACGAUGAAUCCGAUAGCGACGACAAUGCGUUUGAAACGAUGCAAAGCCGAUUCGAGCAAGCCGUGUUGCCGCCUCCACGAGCUCGAGCGUAUAAAUCUCUGAGAAUUUUCAUCUCUCCUCAGCCUAUCCCCGACCUCAAAGCAAGGGAAAACGUAACGGUGCAAACGAGCGAGGACGCAACAUAA